Molecule: messenger RNA, 1700 nt
Organism: Bactrocera latifrons
Lineage: Eukaryota; Metazoa; Arthropoda; Insecta; Diptera; Tephritidae
Product: histone H1.3-like
Exons: 2
Coding region: 331-1551 (406 amino acids)
Biological process (GO): nucleosome assembly
Cellular component (GO): nucleosome
Molecular function (GO): structural constituent of chromatin; DNA binding
Source: RefSeq, a predicted model, not a curated record
UUGUAAAAGAGUCGCGUAGGGAUGCUAAUUAUUAUGCCUUUUUGCAUUUCUUAACAUUUUGCUAAUAAAAUAAAAAAUAAUUAAAUCAGUGAUAGUUUGUCAAAAUUCCUAUCUAUAGAUUCUCUUUUUUUAAUGUGUAUAUUAGUUUUCUAUUUGGUUCAAUCUAUUUGUCAGUUAAUGCGAUCAUUUUGUGGGUUAAAUAAACCGUUUCAAACAUUACUGCAUUUACACAAAAUUGAGCAUUUGUUGGCUGUCAAUAUCGCUUCAGUAAUCAUUUCGAACAUUCGAUUUUGUUAGUUUUAUAGUGAACAAGAAAUUUAUUGUUGAAUUAUGAAAUUAUUUGUGUACAGUUCAGUUGAAACUUCAGAUGAUGACGAAGAUGAAGAAGUGAGUGAGGAGGAAUCCCAAGGUGAUUCGGAUGUAGGCGAAGAUGAAGCCGAUUCUGAUGAAUCCAAUGAAGAUGAGCAGGCUUCAGAUAAUACUGACAAUGAAAAGGAAUCUGGAGCGGAGAACACUGGAGGGAAGUUGUCGAAUAAAAAUGCAGGCAACUCUGAAGCAUCGUCAAGUAGUGAGGUCGAUACUAUAUUCAGAGGUGUUAAUGGUACUCAUAAAAUCAAUGGUAUAAAAGAAGAACCACCAAUGAAAGGGCCGGAAUUCAAUAUAGUCAAAUCUUCAAGCAAGACGAAACCCAUGGCGAAUGGUGUAAGUUUACCUGCGCGUCUCAAAAAUGUCAGUACCGAGAUCAUGGUUCUUGCUGCGAUAAGAAGUCUAAACGAGCGUGGUGGUUCCUCGGCCAUUGCCAUAAAAAAAUACGUCAUGAACAAUUAUCCCCAGUUAGACGGACCACGGACAAUGAAACUGAUCAAGAGCUAUAUUAAGAAAGCAUUGGUUAGUGGAAAGUUGGUGCAAUCGAAGGGCACUGGGUUGGGUGGUUCAUUUAAGGUAUCGCCAGGUACAAAUCGCUUGGAAGAGAAGAAAGAGCGACAGAAUCGGAAAAAGUUGGUCAAAAAACCUAAAAUUGACCAAGCUGCUGACAAAGUAAAGAAACAACCCAAAGCGGCAGCAAACAAAACAGAAAAAGGAGAGAUAAAGUCUGCAAAAGUGACAAAGAAAGCAAAAGCAAAAGGUUCGAACAGUGCAAUAAAAUUGAAAGACGGAAGUGAAUCAACUACGAAGAUGCCAAAAAUAUCCGUUGCCCUAAAAGCGAUCGAUCCACCAUCUGCGAAGAAAACUACCAAAACGAAAGAGGUGAAAGAAGCAUCCAUUGAUAAUGGUAAGCCGGGUAAAAAAACCAAAGGGGCCGAACAAAACAAAGCUCAAACCGUGGAUUCCACUACCAAAAAAACCAUCAAAAAUAAUAACCUGGUGGCUCCCAAGUCGGCGUCUGCUAUAACGAAAGAGGAGAAGGGAAAAACAGUAACUGCGUCGAAAAAGAAAACAACCGCCAAAGGUAAAGCUGCUGCUAUGGAAAAUGUCGAAACGGGCUCUGGAGAUGCAGAUGUUGUGAAGCCCAACAAGAAGACUGCAGCAAAGAAAGUCAAGACAAAAUAACAACUGCACAAUAUGUUUAUGAUUUUUGCAGUUUCUCAUUGUGAUGAAUAAGUAUCUAUUAUGUAGUGUUGAAGGUGUUCAAGGUAUAAUGAAUGUGGUUUUUUUUUUAACUUUUUUGCUUCUACAAUAAAUAUUCAAUUUUGAUGAGA